AUGUCUUUCGUCCAGCGCCGCAUGUUCUCCGCCUCGGCGAGAAGCCUCUCCAAGGUCACCGUCCUCGGUGCCGCCGGUGGCAUUGGCCAGCCCCUCUCCCUGCUCAUGAAGCUCAGCCCUAGAGUCACUGAGCUCGCCCUCUACGACAUCCGCGGAGGCCCUGGCGUCGCCGCCGACAUCUCCCACGUCAACACCAAGUCCUCCGUCAAGGGCUACGACCCCACCGCCACCGGCCUCGCCAGCGCCCUCAAGGGCGCCGAGGUCGUCCUCAUCCCCGCCGGCGUCCCCCGCAAGCCCGGCAUGACCCGCGACGACCUCUUCAACACAAACGCCUCCAUCGUCCGCGACCUCGCCAAGGCCUGCGCUGAGUCGUGCCCCGACGCCAACAUCCUCGUCAUCUCCAACCCCGUCAACUCCACCGUCCCCAUCGUCUCCGAGGUCUUCAAGGCCCGCGGCGUCUACAACCCCAAGCGCCUCUUCGGCGUCACCACCCUCGACGUCGUCCGCGCCUCCCGCUUCGUCUCCGAGAUCAAGGACACCGACCCCAAGGACGAGAACAUCACCGUCGUCGGCGGCCACUCGGGCGUCACCAUCGUCCCCCUCUUCUCCCAGAGCAACCACCCCGAGCUGAGCUCCAACGCCGAGCUCGUCAACCGCGUCCAGUUCGGCGGUGACGAGGUCGUCAAGGCCAAGGACGGCGCCGGCUCCGCCACCCUCUCCAUGGCCUUCGCCGGCGCCCGCAUGGCCGAGUCCCUCCUCCGCGCCUCCCAGGGCGAGAAGGGCAUCGUCGAGCCCACCUUUGUCGACUCCCCCCUCUACAAGGACCAGGGCAUCGAGUUCUUCUCCUCCAAGGUCGAGCUCGGCCCCAACGGUGUUGAGAAGAUCCUGCCCAUCGGCAAGGUCGACGCCGUCGAGGAGAAGCUCCUCGAGGCCUGCUUCGCCGACCUCAAGAAGAACAUCGCCAAGGGUGUUGCCUUCGUCGCCCAGAACCCCCCCAAAUAA
Molecule: messenger RNA, 1002 nt
Organism: Colletotrichum graminicola M1.001
Lineage: Eukaryota; Fungi; Ascomycota; Sordariomycetes; Glomerellales; Glomerellaceae
Product: malate dehydrogenase
Exons: 3
Coding region: 1-1002 (333 amino acids)
Biological process (GO): malate metabolic process; tricarboxylic acid cycle
Cellular component (GO): mitochondrion; cytoplasm
Molecular function (GO): L-malate dehydrogenase (NAD+) activity
Source: RefSeq, a predicted model, not a curated record